AUGGCAUUAACACACCAUGGCGUUUUGGAUACUAUUAAAGAGAAGUUGGACAAACUUUCUAAGCUUGACCACGAUUUCCUAGAUCCUGACCAGAACUCUAGCCUUCUUUCAACUUUUAAUGAUAUUUUCAAUUUAACUUCCGAAUUCAUAAAAAAUACCUCGAAAGAGGAUUCGUUAAUCAGUGAAUUCGUUAAUUAUCGCAACGACGUUUUUAAUCAGUAUAAUGAUAAAUUACAAAAUUCAAUCCAAUUAACUAAUGGUAUAUUGUUUUAUCAAAAGCUGGAGAAACAAAAGGAAUUUGAAGAACAGGCUAACAAAAAUGCCAAAGAGAGCCUCAAAUCCAAACAACUUAAUUUUUCAGAUGGUGAAUUCCGUAUAUUAAUGAGUCGCCAGGAAAUCAUGGAUAAAUUAAACGAGUGGAAACAUAUUUGUGACCUGGAACAAAUCGAAAUUAAAAAACUGAAAUGCCAAAUCGAUAUUCUCGAGGAUAAAAUCUCCACGAACAAGUUCAAUUCAAACCAAAUUUCUUACUACAACAAGCUGUACUACGAACUACUAACGAGCGCCUUGAAAAUAUCAAUAUUGAACGUUGAUGAGAAGAGUAAUGUGAAUUUGGCAAUUUUAUCGGAAUCCAAGAAGGAAAAUGAGCAGACCUGGCACAGGUUUUCCUCAUCUAAAGACUGCGACGUUGCGACUUGUGACUUUCUGUGGAACCUAAUUGAGAAAUCGCUAUGUAACAAUGGCGUUCGCAGUAGUUUUAAGGACCCCAACACCCCAAAACUCAACUCUAUACAUCUAGUUUCAAGGAAUUACAACUAG
This is a messenger RNA of Theileria annulata, 819 nucleotides long. RefSeq lists its product as uncharacterized. The record is from RefSeq and is a predicted model, not a curated record. The transcript has 4 exons. Bases 1 to 819 code for a protein of 272 amino acids. Lineage: Eukaryota; Apicomplexa; Aconoidasida; Piroplasmida; Theileriidae.